Molecule: messenger RNA, 841 nt
Organism: Drosophila santomea
Lineage: Eukaryota; Metazoa; Arthropoda; Insecta; Diptera; Drosophilidae
Product: glycine-rich cell wall structural protein
Exons: 2
Coding region: 149-718 (189 amino acids)
Source: RefSeq, a predicted model, not a curated record
GGAAAUGGGAAUCGGAUGACCCACAUUGGAGCCGUAUAAAUAGUGGCCGCAGGGCAGAGCAUUGUCAUCAGUUUCCGAGCUCAGCUCCCCCAUCCCACUUCGUUCCAUCGCCAAGUGCCAGUUAAACCCAAGUGGAACCGACAGCAAUAUGAAGGUGUUCAUCUGCCUGAUUGCCUGCUUCAGCCUGGCCCACUCCGGAUUCAUCGGUGGAGGCGGUAGCGCUGGCUGGUCAUCUGGAGGAGGAAGCGCUGGCUGGUCAUCCGGAGGAGGUGGCGGUGGCUGGUCAUCCGGAGGCGGUGGCUGGUCAUCCGGAGGAGGUGGCGCCCCCACCAUCGUCAAGGUCAUCAGCGAGGAGGCUGGUCAUGGUGGCGGCGGAUGGGCCGGCGGUUACUCCGGUGGCUAUGCCCAUGCUCCCGAGGAGGUGAAGAUCGUCAAGGUGAUCAGCGAGGCUGGUCACUCUCACGGUCACGAUCACGCCCACAGUCACAGUCACAGUCACGACCACGGGCACGGCUCCGAGGUUAAGAUCAUCAAGGUCUUCCAGGAGGAGGGUCACGGCCAUGGCCAUGGUCAUGGCUACGACUACUCCAGCGGCGGUCAUGGACAUGCCCACCAUGCCGAGGAUGUGAAGAUCAUCAAGGUGAUCAGCACCGGAAUCGCCGAUGGCGGCUGGUCCUCCGGCGGUGGCUGGUCCUCCGGUGGCUCCGGCUGGAACUAAGCAGUUCCUCGGAGAUUCCCGGACACCUCAACGGAUACCAGACAAUCCAGGCAAUCCAGUGCGCUGAUGUCAACUCCUUUGUUCCUGUUGUCGGAGUUGAGCGGCGAUAUUGGCCUUUCUCGA